CCAGGAUAAGGGCGGCCACGACGAUGCACGACUCUUUGUAUGAACGAACUCCACCCCAAGCGUCGUCUCCAUCGAUGAUGUCAACGACAUCGCACAGAUCCCGUCGGACUCACCGUACCCAGUACACCAUGCCACAGCCACAUCCAGCACCAAUUCCAUCGCCAACACCGUCCAACAUAGCCGAAAAUCUGCAUAUGCCUAGUAACGAAUCCUACAACUUUGAUCCUAACGAGCCAUAUAUCGCGGUAGCAGGGCAAGAGAGUGUUAUUGCUGCGCAAUCACCGCCCCCGCCUGGGGGAUAUCGACCACAUGGAGGUGGCUGGGGAGAUUUCGUCGGAGGGUUCAGAAGAGUCCUGGGAGUCGGAGGUGGGAAACGUAAGGCAGAUACGGCGCCGAUGCGAGUCCCGUCGACUCGUAUCUCGAUGCCGAGACCUCUGGUAGUGCCUGUUCGGGACGUCGAGCGCGAUGCCCGACAGCAGCCGUAUCCUCAGCCUCAACAACAACAAUAUCGUAUGCCGACGCCUCCACCGCCGGCUUCUGCUCAUGGAGCAAACGAUUCUGUUGAUGGAGGGACCACAGCUGUUGACCACGAACCUACGCAGCCGGUACAUGUACGCCAUAAUCCUCCUCCAUCCCAGCUUCCUUCCCAUAUGAUAGGCAGUCCGGUUCUUGCUGAGCCUCAGCCAGGCUCUGAUUAUGCUAAGAUGUCUGACAUGGUCACCCCACCUCCUACAGAGAUGUCAUUUUCUUCAUAUAUGUCACGCGUCGCGCAGUUCUUCCGUGAUCUCAAUAAUCUGCCAUGGAUCGCAGAACGGAUUACGGUUGAUUACGUGCCUGGUCAGCCUACGCAGCGGCUGGGGAGGAGAAUGUCAGGAUCAACAAGACCUUCCCAACAGGUGAUGUCCUGGUAUGGUGGUCCGCAUGGAUCUGUGAAUUUGUUGUCAGAUGGAUCAGCAUCUGUAAGAUAUCGACAGAUGCCGCCGCAGUCACCGUAUGCAUACGGUUCUCCUCCCCCACCUAUCCAUCUGAUAUCCCAACAACCACAGAUGGGCAUGGCGUAUCCAGGUUCAGGCUCCGUGAGCCAGCCACCCCAAGCUUUCAUGAUGCAUCCUCAGUAUCCUGUGGGCUACAUCCCAUAUCAGCCCGACACCGCAAAUAUCUAUGCGCCCCAGCCCCAGGUCGCAUCAAUGCAAAUCUCCGGACAAUAUCCAUACCCUGUUUCUCAUCGUCCACAGCAAUCCGUAUAAUGGCAUCUAUCUUGCGAUACCUGUUCUCUACAACUCCUUGAUACUCUUUUUUUCACUUGGGUGGAUCAAAUUCUUGAACGACAUUUAUAUCACGAAUCAAAUAUCACGUAGUCCGCGCCUCGUACGACGUGUUCACUUCAUCCGUUUUCUUCAAUCUACGUCGCAAUGCUUUACAAAACAGCUUUACCCGCAGAAAUGUAUCUAUAUAUAGCAGAAUAUGAACUGCCUCCCUAUCAUUACGCCGUCGGCUUGAUUCAAUCACAACGGAAGU
Molecule: messenger RNA, 1518 nt
Organism: Desarmillaria tabescens
Lineage: Eukaryota; Fungi; Basidiomycota; Agaricomycetes; Agaricales; Physalacriaceae
Exons: 1
Coding region: 24-1247 (407 amino acids)
Source: RefSeq, a predicted model, not a curated record